AUUGAGUUAGGCAAGAGGUGAAAAACAAGGAAGGGAGCUCUCAGUAGGUAGGCAGGUGUGUAUGUUUACUUCUUCUGAAUGUGUGUUGGAGAGGGAAAAAAUAAGGAUUUGGGGAUUUUAACACCACUCGGGCCUUUCUAAAGACUGAUAUGGACGUUCCGGACCCUUCCCAUGGGAAUAUGGGGCUGCUGAGAACCUUUGAUUCCUCUGAGUUUGGGAGCUGGGAGAAGAUCGGCUCGGGCGGCUUUGGACAAGUAUACAAAGUCCGGCAUGUACAGUGGAAAACAUGGCUGGCUAUCAAGUGCCCGCCCUGCCUUCAUGUAGAUGACAAGGAGCGAGCAGAGCUGCUGGAGGAGGCUAAGAAGAUGGAGGCGGCUAAGUUCCGCUACAUCCUGCCAGUGUAUGGGAUCUGUGGCGACGCCCAGGGCCUGGUGAUGGAGUACAUGGAGACAGGCUCCCUGGAGACCCUGCUGGCUGCUGAGCCUCUGCCCUGGGAGCUGCGGUUCAGGAUCAUCCACGAGACGGCGGUGGGAAUGAACUUCCUGCACUGCAUGAGCCCACCCCUCCUGCACCUGGACCUUAAACCUGCCAACAUCCUACUGGACGCACACUACCACGUCAAGAUAUCAGAUUUUGGUCUGGCCCGAUGGAACGGCCUAUCCAGAGUUGAUGAAAUCAGCCGUGAUGGGUUCUGUGGCACUAUCGCCUAUCUGCCGCCGGAGAGCAUCGUCGAGAAGGACAGGGUAUCAGACACUAAGCAUGACGUCUACAGCUUUUCCAUAGUCAUCUGGGGAAUUCUCACACAGAAGAAACCUUACCAAGGGGAGAACAACAUCCUGCAGAUCAUGGUGAAGGUGGUGAGAGGGGUGCGUCCCGAUCUCAAUGUUGUGCCCCGGAGUCGACCCCAAGCCUGCACGGGGUUCCUGAGCCUCAUGCAGCGCUGCUGGGCCUCCUUACCUGAUGCCAGACCCAGCUUCCAGGAAAUCACAUCAGAAGCCGAGGAGCUGUGUUCUAAACCCCAAGAGGAGUCUAAGAACCAAACUCCUAUGCCUGAGAAUAACCAUUGCAAUGGACUAACCACUGACCAGAAUAAAGAGCAGAAGCCAGUCAGGCCCAAGUCUGCCAUGUUGCCAGAGAAAGACUACAGCCUAUCAGAGCUGCUGAGCCAGGUAGACUCUGGGAUAUCUCGGAGCUUUGACCAUUUGAAGGAGGACCGCUGUCCCAGCAAAGACAACACCAGCAAGAGACUGUCAGGAAUCUCCUCUGUAGACUCUGCCUUUUCCUCUCAAGACUCCAUUACCCUCUCCUUUGAGAAAGAGAAUACCUGUGACUCUGGGGAGGUGCAGAGGAGGAAGCUGUGUGACGCCAUCCGUACCAAAGACAUGUCCAAGCUGAUGAAGAUCCUGCAGCCUCAGGACGUGGACCUCCUAUUGGAGGGCGGCUACAGUCUGCUCCACCACGCCGUCACGCAGGCCAACGAGGAGGCCGUCAAGUUCCUGCUCCUCAACCAUGCCAACACCAACCUGGCCAAUGCCCACGGCUCCACCCCCCUCCACCUGGCCACAGAGAAGCACCUGAAGGGCCUGGCCGAGCUGCUGCUGGGCCGCCGGAGCACCAACGCCAACGCCCGGGACGAAGACCAAUACACAGCCCUGCACUGUGCUGCUCAGAACGGGGACGAGGCCAUCACCCGCCUACUGCUGGACCGCGGCGCCUCCAUCAAUGAGACAGACGCCCAGGGACGUACACCUGCACACAUCGCCUGCCAGCAUGGCCAGGAGAACGUGGUCAGGGUGCUGCUAAGCCGCGGGGCAGACGUCCAUGUGAAGGGCAGAGAUGACUGGACGGUGCUUCACUUGGCUGCCUGGCAGGGCCACCUGGGCAUCGUCAAAUUGCUGGUGAAGCAGGCCGGGGCGGACGUAGAUGGGCAGACCACUGAUGGCCGCACCCCGCUGCACAUGGCCUCCCAUAGGGGGCAGUAUAGGGUGGCAAGGAUCCUGAUAGAGCUGGGGGCAGACGUCCACGUGACCUCCACGGGCCUCCACACCCCUCUGCAUGUGGCGGCUGAGACGGGCCACACCAGCACCUCUCGCCUCUUAGUCAAGCAUGAUGCCGAUAUCCAGGCCCGGACCACCCAGGGUCAUACCGCCCUUCACCUCGCUGCUCAGCGUGGCCACCUGCCCACAGUGAAGAUGCUGAUCGAGGAAGGGGCAGACCCCUACUGCACCAACCAAAACCUGCGUACCCCCUGCCACCUGGCUGCAGAAGGGGGGCACUGUGAGGUCUUCAAAGAGCUUCUGGUCCACUGCCCUGAGGGUGCCAGUCUGUCAGACGAGCAGGGCCUCACCCCUCUUCACCUGGCUGUGAGAGGAGGCUACACAGAUAUCACCAGCAUGCUUCUAGCCCAGGGGGUGGAGGUAUCACAAGAAGUACCACAGGACUCCAUACCCCUACCAGAGGAAGUACCACAGGACUCUAUCCCCCAUGACACACUGCAGCCAGCAGCAGAGGACUACCCAAAGCUUCUGGAUUGUCAGCCAAGCUCGUUGGCCAAGUGUCUCCAGAGAAAGGUUGUAAUCUUGAAACUGACGGAGCGUGAAGGAAAUGACUGUCCAGAGGAGGGAGUCACGCUGUGACUGGAUUGUACAGAACUGUCCUGGAAUUAGAAACAGUCAGGGAUCUCUUCUAUUCCCUUCCCCUUGGAUGUGAUGGGAGAGGUGUCUCGAGCUAAAGAGACCAGCAGUUGUAUUAGUUUUUUUUGUACAUACUAUUUUGAUUGUGUCUUAUUUUUAUGGCAGUCUGUGAUUGAUCAUUCAUUUCCAGAUGUUAUGAUUAUUUGGUUAUUUGGGCCUCUCAAAGCCCCUGUUACCGCCCUUCAUUACUUUGGUAUCUUGUCAGAGAAGGAAAGUUUUAAUGUAAAUAUGUAUACUGUAUAGAGAACCAUGAGCCCAUAUAAAUCACUUUGUUCCUUUAUGUUAAAUAUAGACUCCAUGUCAUGUUUUCCCUUAAUAGUGUAGCUUUUCUACUUUGCAUAUGCACAUUCAUGGCCCCCAGUAAAAAAUAAUGUUGACAUUAUCUGUGGAAUGCCAUUUGUGUUUUCCUUUGCUAUCGACUUACUGUAGCUGGUAUGUUUAAACAUGUCCAUAAGCUAUAUUCUCUAAUAAAACAACAGUGUCAAUACAAGUGUGUGUGUGUGUGUGUGUGCGUGCGUGCGUGUGUGUGCGCACCCACCCACCCACGUGCCCCUGUAAAUGUGUGAAUGAAAGAAUGAUGGCCAUCUUCACUGCCAGGCAGAAUGGACAUGUCUCUAUCUGCAGCCGGCUUUAUUCUUAUCAUUCCUGCCUCUCCCCCAGACCCUACAGAGCAUUCUCAACUUGGCAUCAUCCAUGGGAACUGCCCUCGGGGGGGAUCGCAGGCCAGGCAGGUGGGUUAGUGGGAGGGGAGUGGGGUGAGGAGGGGGGAACAUACCUGCCUUUCCAGGCUGUUGGCUAAUUCCUCAGACCAUUUAACAUUUUCAUCACUCCUAAACCAACGUUCCAUCCUUGAUGUUGAUGCCUGCAGGGCUAGGCCUCUUGAGACCCGAGUCUGAAGCCCUCCUGAGCUGAGCUCCGGCGAGCCUUGUAAUUGCCCUGGUUUAGUGGUGAGUUCUGUGUAAUCAGAGGCUUUGGUGUGUGUGUGUGUGUGUGUGUGUGUGUGUGUGUGUGUGUGUGUGUGUGUGUGUUGUGUGUGUCAGCUGUUCCUGCGUGAUCCUACAAAAGCCUCAGUGGUGUGGAACCUCCGUUACUCAAUCUGGGAAAGAUUGAGUAACAGCAAUCUUCCGCCUCACUUAUCAUGGCAUUCUAUUAUGUUCCUUCACUGUACCCUUUCUACAUACUUUACACAGUAGCUUGUUAUCCAAGUACACUCCCUAUAAUUGCACUGUGCCACCCUUGUAGUGUUUGAUGAAUAAGUAAGUAGAGCAUUUAAAUGGAUUUGACUCUCUAUGCCUCUCAUGAGAAUAACACACACUGCUAUGACUCAUUGCUCCCUCUUAAUGGCCCUCAUCUCUACAUCUUCUGAUUGUGACAAUGUGCAGAACAUUUUCACACUCAAAUAUAUCAUCUAGAGUACUUGGUAGUUCAGUAAUGAAGCAGUCAUGAGUCCUUAAGAUUUUUCAACAAUCCAUUUUUAAUGAUAAUGCUUUGGUAAUAAAAAAAUAAAUAAUGAAUGAA
Messenger RNA from Oncorhynchus nerka (sockeye salmon), 4211 nucleotides. Its product is annotated as receptor-interacting serine/threonine-protein kinase 4-like. Gene Ontology annotation, biological process: protein phosphorylation. Gene Ontology annotation, molecular function: protein kinase activity; protein binding; ATP binding. NCBI's taxonomy places the organism in Eukaryota, Metazoa, Chordata, Actinopteri, Salmoniformes, Salmonidae. The coding region runs from base 150 to 2636 and encodes 828 amino acids. The transcript has 8 exons. The record is from RefSeq and is a predicted model, not a curated record.